UUUAGAAUACGCUUUAAAGUUCGGCAAAAGUGCGGGCAAACAAUUUUUUUAAACAAUAAAAAACGAUUUUUUUCAUCACCUCAAAACGAGUAGCAAAAUAUUUAGCCAUAGUUUCGCUCAAUGGCUAAAUCGUGCCGAAUCAAAUAUGAAUAUUAGUCAACCGACGAAUGUCAUUAGCUGUGAAGUUUCAGUGCGUCACCAGUGCGAGAGUGAGCAAGUAAGUGAUUGAGUGAGUUAGCACGUUUCGAUAUUCGUAUGAACUAAAACCAAAAACCGUAAAUCCCGCAAAUUCGCAAAAUGCCAAAUGUCAUAUACCGUUAGCCGGCCAUCAACGAAUGUAGCCACAAAAUUUGAAGUCCACCCCGUUGCUUCGGUGCGGUACACAGUGUAAAGUGCAUUCCAAUAGAGAGACGUAACCGGUCAACACAAAUCAACUAGCGACAUAUACAAAGGCUACAUACCGGACAUUGAUGACUUGAGCUCGUUGCCAUGUGUGCGUAAAUACAAGCAUAUAUGUGUUUGUGUGUGUUGAACAUAAAUCGAUUAUGGAUUAGACGGAAAUUUGAUUGGUGAGUCUCACUUCCAUCAUUGCCCACAUGGAGGCAGUUGCGAUUGGCGUGUAACUGCAGCUUGGUUAUAUUUCGACGUCACGUGUCAACUGUCGUAUAACGGUACACACAUCCAUGUAUGACAUCCACAAUCAGCCGAUCAGUUAAGUAAACGCAAUUAAAUACGGUGUGGUGGACAGAAAACCAGCUGGCACUUCAUAGUGUGACAUAAAAGUACUUGUGCAACACUCAUACGCCAUGGUGUCCCUCUCACUAGCGCGCGCUUUCUGUGAGGUGGGCAUAUGUUUUGCAGGUGCUUGUUAAUUUGUAAAUGAUUUUAAUAGCAUUUGGAGUUGGUCAAAGGUGCAGUGUAGUGCCACUUUUUACUCUGCUCUGUCAUCAAUUACGCUAGGGUUGGUGUCGCCUGUGAAAACAUGACUCCCUUGAAAAAUUGCGCCUUCGGCGGACUUGGCUCAAUUUGAGUGCGUGUUCGGUUAAUGUUUUUGUGGUCGUAUAAAUGCAAUAAAAAAACAACUGAAAGACUUGCUGAGCGCAUCGGGGAGUUGAUCGCAAUAAAAAAAGGAGCUGCCUCUUCUUAAGAUAAGAGUAUUUUGGCUUUCGCGAAUAUAGAAGAUAAACAACACCUUCGCCUGGCCUGCGAGUGAAGGAGCACUUGAGAAGAAUAGUGAAUUGAGUGAUAGUGUUGGAUCUCUGUGCCGAAGUGCCACUCAAAAGGACCACAAAAAUAACAGAAGCAGCAGAACUGGAGAGCCGCCGUGUGUGAAGACAAGAAAAGGAGGGGACUCAAUUGGAAAAGGAAGAAGAACAAGCAUGAAAAACUCACACAUGCCGGGACAUAUGAACUUAUAGUAAUAAAUCAUUGCGAGUAACCCGCAAAAAAAAAACAAAAUACAACAACUAAAACGUCGAACGAAUUUGAAUAUGAAUGACAUUCCAAUGCAAUUCAGAGCAGAAGAAGAAGAAGAAGAAGGCGUAGGAGAAGAGCAAGAGCAGAAGCAGUAAUAUAACUGUCACAACACAAACUAAAUGCCACAAAGGAAAACAAAAACAAUACAAACAACGGUUCAAUCGAUGUCACCGAACAAUUGAAAAAUGCUCCCGCAGAGACAGAUAAGAGGCGAGAAGAGCAAGAAGGAAACAAGUAAUACAACCGCAAACCGAAUAUUAAACACCAGUCUAACGGUUAAGGGAGAAGAAAAAGCAGUUUAAUUGAAAAGGAAGAACAAGAAAUAUUGCUAAUAACAAAACUAUCGCUUCUAGUAGAGCAAAAACAACAAAACCAACAAAAUAGUCAAACUGCGAGGUGGGGGCGAGCAUGUUUAGUCAACUGAAGAAACUCAGGGAAGCUUUAUAGUGUCGAAUACAAGUGUGAAGAAAGCAUAAGACCAACAUAAUGGAGGAAGAUAAUGCGCAAGAGCGUAAGAAAGGGAAGGUGAAGGAGGAUGUGCUAACAAUUGGAGGCACUCAAGUAGAAAAGUCUAGGCAGCCAGUUGUGUUAAGUGAAAAAUCCUAUCCCGAAGCCAGUUUCGCUAGUGAAGGUGCCCCUCAGAGGAAGCUCGAGGCGUCAGCAGGCGGAAUAGCGAAAGAACUGAUGCACGUAAAUGUGGAGGCAGCAGAAGAGCCCACCGAAAUGGGUACUGAUGUCGACGAGAUUCCCACACCACGUGCUUUAGCAAAGGUUGAUAAAGCGGUUAGCACAAAUGACACACUCGAAGAUCUGCAGCGAGCACUCACUUAUGAAGUAAUCUUCACAACGUUGCUGGAGAAAAAAGUGUUGGCCAUCAAGCGAGAGUGUGAGGAACGUAAGCGCGCCAAACGCAUGAAACGAAAGUCAAUUGGACGCAUAUUUUUCAGUAGAAAGCUCUUUGGCGGUUCGCGUAAGAUCCGCGGCGAUAGCGAGCCGGACGUUUUCAUGCGUGGUGACCUUGGCUCGGUAAUAGCAUCCCCAAAGACAUUUCGUCAGCCAAAGGUCUCGAAAAAGACAUAUGUUGGUGGCACCGGUCUGUCAGACGGCGAUGAAAUAGAAGUCUUCUCAACAUCGGCUUCAGCAUCGAACGGUAGUCAUCGUUCACAGUUGGCACGCGCUACUCUCACAUCGUCGCAGAGAGUCAAAACCCAAUUGACAUCAUCAACAGCAGGGCAAGUCGCAGACGACAGCGUCGCUAGUACGCUGAGUAACUCAACCGACAAGAAUGAUGUAAGCGGCACUGGUGGUGGAGGUGGUGCACAGUCUGUCACGCGACGCAGCUUAUUAGUACGUGCUCAGACCCACACACCAGCUGAAGUGAUGACAUCGAGCUCAGGCUCAGGUGACUCGCGUCCCGCUGUCCAUAGACGCUCUAUGUCUGUGACUAAUGGUAACGGCAAUAGCAAUGGUGCUCCUGGCGGUAUGCCCAUCUCACUUUUGGAGCGUACCUAUGACACCACCUCGCUGGCGAGCGGUUAUGAAAAUGGCACUGGUGCUCGCCUGCACACCUCGACAAUGGCAGAAGAUAGCCUCACUUCGUUGCGCGAUAGCAUAGAGAGUUUAUCCUUUGCAAGUUCGCGUUGUACCGUCAGUUUUGGUGGUGCCGAGGUCAUACCGGAUGAGACUGCCUCACUUAUUUACGAGCGCGCACGUCUAGCGAAACGUCUGCGCAUACUCGAGGCCAAGUCGAUAAGCGCACAAUGCAGCCCCAUACUGCCGCGGCAUUUGAUCGCCUCAAUACCAGCACCGGAGCCUAUGCCGCCCUUGGGCCAGACAACCAUUGUCAGCAUCGACAAUGCCAUGCAAGUCUCCACAACUACGAAACAUACAAUUACACCCACCACUGCCGUUCCUUAUACCGCCUCGUCGAGAGCUGCCACCUACUCCACUGUCGUCGGCGGCGAUAUCUCAACGAUCCCCACCAGUAAUAAGAUCACACAAACAAAACAGCACAUCUUUCGUCAUCAAGUGUCUUAUACGGACAGUACUUACGGCGGUGUGGGUGACUUUGGCGACAUGUCUGCCUAUUCGCGGUACAUCUCGCGCCAGAAUACUUCCGAGGAGAGCGCAAAUUUGACUGUCAGCACAUUGUUGAACCAAAGCGACUCGCUGUCGCUGCAUGCACCUAUCUGCUCGCCAACCACCUCGAGUGCUGGUGGAGCCGGAGGCGUUGGUGCCUUCAUGCUGGGCGAUCGUUUCAAAUCGAAAAGCACAAGUCUGUUGGUUGUAGGCGGUCCUGCUCGCAGUCGUUUAAUGCCAGCGCCGCAAAUACACAAAGCGCCUAUUUUGCCCAUACCGGGGAAAACUGGUGAAGAUCCAGUAAAUGGGAUUCUGUUGAGUAAUAUUAGCCGUAGUGAUCAAUUAGUAGAUAGUUUAAAUAGAAAUACAUUUACUACCGUUGGCAUCGCACCGCCAGCAGCGCCAUCUAACGCACAAAAAUCGCUACCCUCGCACCCCAAUACUAUCGCUACGACUGAUGCGACCCUAGUGUCUCCGCUUCCUACCGCACUUUACCAGGCGGACCCGGCGGAAGCAACUACGGCUGUUAUAGCGCUCAACGGCACAGGAUUUCGAGGUGGCGGCGUCAACGGGGUCAUUGUAACCGGCGCUGCAGUACCUGCAGAUACGGCCAAGUUGAAUCGCAUGACUUCUACAUCGACUGGUUCCAGUGUGGCGCCGACCGGUUGUUGCACCACAACGAAGUCUUCCUCGCGUGAUCGUGAGAAGGACAAACAACGCUUCAAGCCCAGCUGGCCACCGGGGCAGAGUGGCAGUGAUGAUGAGUACCGACGGCGCAAACGAAAAUACAAACGUUACCACAGAUGUUCAGACCCCGUUUUGGUGUACCCGACACCGGGUGGCUUGCAACACUGCAUUCUUAGUAUGCAGCCUAAUGAGCCGCUCCAACUUCGGUACAAUGAUGAUUUUCCUUACGACGUACAAAUCCAAAUGGACGACGACAAAACUGACGACCUUGAAGAAAUAGUUCCAAGCAAUCAUCACCGACAUCGAAGACAUCGUCACCAUCGUCACAAAAAGCGUCGUCGUCAUAAAAAACCAAAAAUUCUUGUGCAGGAUUUGGAAACGCACGUAGUCAAGGUGGUCGAUCCCGAUGACCUGUCGCAGCGGGCACGUUGCACAAUCAUUGUGACGGCGUGUCUGCUGCUUAUCAUGUGCCUCAUGUUGGUGGGCGUAACGCUGCGCAUGGCGCCACUCAUUGACGAAAUGGGUAAGUGCGAAGUUUUAGUAGAAAUUCUUUAUUAAAUAAAGAAAUUUCCAUUUUUUAACGUCGUUAUAUUAAUUAUUAAUUACCACUUUAUAUAUAUAUAUGUAUAUUUAUAUGUGUAUAUGAACGUCUUGAGCGCUCUUCUCUUCUACUGCUACCCCUGUGUUGGCUUUGUUUUUCUACUUUUUACUCAUCUUUGAAUUAUAUUAUAUUUAUAUGAUAAGAAAAGUAUAAGAGAAAUCAAUCUUACGCAUUCGAGCCAAGUACAUAGCGAGUACUUGUGGUUAAACAGAAAACUUUAACUGAACACCAAUAGCAAAUAUUCUGGUGUAAAACACAUAUUCUACUCUAUAUAUUAUAUAUAAACGUAGUGCACAUACCCUGUUCUUGGCUGCCGUCAUACCGAAAUCCCAAAUUGGCUCAAUACAUCAAAAAGUCAA
Ceratitis capitata (Mediterranean fruit fly) is the source of this 5202-nucleotide messenger RNA. RefSeq lists its product as uncharacterized. The record is from RefSeq and is a predicted model, not a curated record. The transcript has 6 exons. NCBI's taxonomy places the organism in Eukaryota, Metazoa, Arthropoda, Insecta, Diptera, Tephritidae. Bases 1963 to 4800 code for a protein of 945 amino acids.